AUGCAACCUCAUUGGUUGGCUGACAGGAACUGGAUGGAGGCGACUAUUGGAUUUGAGGUGAAAAACACAAAUGAAGGCGUCGGCAAAGCUACACCAGCAGAAGCUGUUGAUGUAUCCCUGUGGUGGGUUGAUGACAUCCACCCGUCAUCAGGCAGCGACAGCGAGGCAUCGCCCUUAUGGUAUUUGGGGAGGGAGAAGUCGCUGGAUCUCCAGGCAAAGCUGUGCGAGUCGUCGGAGUACUGGAAGGAGUACGACUGGCUGUCAGAAAGAGAGCUGAACAGGUCUGAAUGUCGGUACAGCUGGGAUCGUUGCAGUCAUCAUGCUCUCCAGUCGAUGAUAGGAUGUCCCAAUGAGUUCGAGGAAAGGAAGGAGAAAGAGGAGAAAAACAGAAAGCAGCGUUCGCUGAAGCUUGAGAAGUCGAUGGAUGAGAUGGAGAUGAAGGAGAGCAGAACGAGGAUCAAACUUGGGGCUCUCUGCAAUGACAACUCGAUGAGCUCUAGAGGCAACUUGUUCCUUUGGUCUGCGACGAGUCAGUUCCUGCGCAUCGUGGGCUGCGCAUGCGAUCUUUCUGCCCGUGCUCGUCAGCGUCUCGUGCUGAUGCCGAGGAGAGGGAGAGGAGAGCUCAGUGCUCCGAUGCGCCUUAGUGUGCAAGUCGAUCCUCUUCCAAACGUGAGGGUGCAGAAGAGGUUGUGCAUGGCUGGAGAUGUUGGGGAACAGAUCUUGGACAGAAAGGGGAGGGCGAGGAUAGUGAGAACGGCCAGCAACACAGAGGAAUCAAGCACAAUAGAAGAUAUCAUGUUCGAUUUAUACUUUCUGAGCGAGAGCAGCGCACGGAGUUGGAUGCUUCAAGGUUUGCGCUCCUCCUUCUUCUCCUGCUCGAGCUUUGGGGAGUGGAUCACCUUCGCUUCCGAUGAUGAAAACGCUGGAGAGGAGGAGAGAGAGAGAGAUGAAAACCGCAGGUCUUCUGCAAUCGUUGUUGGUGUGUGA
This is a messenger RNA of Guillardia theta CCMP2712, 987 nucleotides long. RefSeq lists its product as hypothetical. Bases 1 to 987 code for a protein of 328 amino acids. Lineage: Eukaryota; Cryptophyceae; Pyrenomonadales; Geminigeraceae. The transcript has 4 exons. The record is from RefSeq and is a predicted model, not a curated record.